Molecule: messenger RNA, 7822 nt
Organism: Acanthochromis polyacanthus (spiny chromis)
Lineage: Eukaryota; Metazoa; Chordata; Actinopteri; Pomacentridae
Gene: tpra
Product: translocated promoter region a, nuclear basket protein
Biological process (GO): protein import into nucleus; mRNA export from nucleus
Cellular component (GO): nuclear pore
Molecular function (GO): structural constituent of nuclear pore
Source: RefSeq, a predicted model, not a curated record
GAGUCCGGCUUCACACUUUCGUAGUUAGAUUUCAACGGACGGAGUACAGUUGAAGAUUAUUUUAAGAGUUUGGAGUCCAGUAACUGUUAUAUUUUGCGGGGAAUAGGAGGAGAUGGCGGCCGUCCUGCUCCAAGUUCUGGAGCGAACGGAGUUAAAUAAACUCCCGAAGGGCGUCCAGAACAAGCUGGAGAAGUUUGUAACGGAGCUGCAGAAUGCUAACGAGGCGCUCAAGACGCAGCAUGAGCGGUUCAAAGCGGACAGCGAGCAGCAGUACUUUGACAUUGAGAAAAGGCUGGCGGAGAGUCAGGAGCAGAUCCUGUCAGCCACCAGAGAUCUGCAGACCCUCAAGGAGGAAAAUAAAAAACUCAAUGAAGAGCUGAGCACUCUGAAGGGAAUAGAGGGAGAGACCAUUGAAGAUAAACCACAGCAGCAGCAGCAACAAACAAAGACCAAGUAUGAGAUUGAAGCGGAGAAGAGAGAGCUGGCGAGGCUGCUGGAGAAGAGAUCGCAGGAGGUGGAAAAUCUCACGGACGAUGUGAAGCGUCUGAACGAGAAGCUGACCGACGCCAACAAAGUGAAGAUGGAGCUGCAGCUGAAACUGGAUGAAAUUCAGUCGUCUGCAGCUUCCAUUCAGCACCGGGAGAAGCGCAUGGAGCAGGAGAAGGAGCUGCUGGAGAAGAAGAUCGAGUGGUUGACUGCAGAGCUGAAGACCAAGACUGAAGAGCUGCUCAACACCAACAGAGAGAAGGGCAAAGAGAUAGUGGAGCUUCAGGGGAGUCUGACGAGCAGCAGGGAGCAGGUGAGCAUGCUGGAAAGUCAGCUCAGCUCUCUGAAGCAAACCAGCGAAAGCCAGAAUAAAAGAGCCGAAGACCUCAACAACAAACUGAAGCAGGCUAAAGACGAGCGCAGCGCCAUGGAGGAGAAAUACCGCAACGAGCUCAGCGCUCACACCAGGCUGUCUUCACUCUACAAGGGGGCAGCGACAGACAUGGAGACCAAGAACCAAGAACUGAGCAGAGCAGUGGAGGAACUCGGCAAGCUGGUGAAAGAGUCUGGAGAAGCCAAUAAGGCUCUGCAGAAGAAGGUGUCUGAGGGCGAAGAGUUGAAGACGCGACUUGAGGCGGAGCUGAGAGAGAAGAUCAAGAAAAUGGAGAAGGAGCUGGAAAACGCUACGAUGAAGGCUUCGGGCAAACACUGCUGUGCACCUUCUCUGACUGAGGAACAGCUGGACUCCAUGUGUCCUUCAGCUGCUGCCAUCGCUGCCAUCGUCAAACCUGGCAUGAAGUUCUUUGAUCUGUACAACGCGUACGCUGAGUGUCAGACGCAGCUUCAGCUGGAGAAGCAGGAGACCAGGAGAGUGAGCAGAGUGCUGGAUGAGAUCGUCCAGGAGGUGGAGUCCAAAGCUCCCGUCCUCAAACGGCAGAGGGAAGAGUAUGAGAGCAUGCAGAGGUCCAUGGCCUCGCUGUGCAACAAACUGGAACAGGCCCGAACGGAAAUCUACAGUCUGCAGAAGGAGAAAGAAGAGGCAAAGCAGCACUGUGAUGCCCAAGAGAGAGAAAAACUGAGGACUGAGAGACUGUUAGACGACACGUCUGCACAGGUUUGUUCUCUGCUGGCUGAGCUGGAGGAAGCCAGAGGGAACCGGGUGACCAAAGACGACGGCAGCUCUGCAGACAUUUCCAGCACUUCUGAGGUCACCAGCCGUGGCCAGCUGUCCUUCCGCAGCGUGGAGGAGCUGCAGAGGCAGAACCAGAGUCUGCUGGGGAGGCUGAGGGAGCUGGAGGAGGAAAAAGACAGACAGCAGAGCCAAGCAACAUCAGCACGUAUCACAGAGUUGGAGUCCAGCGUUGGUAAACUUCAGAAGGAGCUGGAACAGCUGAAGGAGCAGAGGAAUCAGCAGAAACAGCUGGCAGACUCCAACGCCAGGCAGAGGGACAUGUACAAGGCGCUGCUGACUCAGAGCACCGGCUUCAGUCUGCCGCCUCAAGGCCCGGACUCUUCUUCCCAACCUGCUCCAGUCCGUCCCUCAGUUCCAGCGACUCGCUCUACUCCUCAGAGAGCCGCUGCUGCAGAGUCGGCUCAGACUGCUCAGACUAAAGCUGCUUUGAAACAGAUCAACGACGCCUUCACUCUCUAUAAGAAGGAGAAGGCCGAGAAUGACAGGAUGCUGAAUGAAACAAACGACCGGCUCCAGAAGCAGCUGACAGAACUUCGCUCCAGUCAGGCCAAGCUCACCUCCCAGCUGGACUUCAGCAACAAGAGGUAUGAGAUGCUCCAGGAGACGGUAGCAGCGUACCGCAGGGAGAUUUCUGCCCUACAGGAGAGGAACCAAAAGAUGGCGGCAAUGGCCCAGCGACACGAACACGUCAUCCACACAAUGAGCCAGGACCUGAGGCAGACCGGCGAGAAACUGGCGCUGGAGAGUUGGGACAGAAGUCUCUGUGCGUGUGGAGAACCCUGGAAACUAAAAGGAAAGAAGAAAGAAAAAAACAUGCUAGACAAGCAGAGAGUCCGGCUCAGCAGGGAGACGGAAGCCAUGGUGGCCGAGCAGCGAAACCAGAACCUGCUGCUCACCAACCUCAAAGACAUGCAGCUGACGAUGGAGCGCUCCGAGACGGACACUCGUCAACGAUUCAACAACAAAAUAGAGAAACUGGAGGCAGAACUGGCUUCAAUGAAGACCAGACUGGACCAGGAGGUUGCUCAGAGACAUACCUCGGGCCGCACUAUGGACGCUCAGUUGUUAGAAGCGAAGAAGCAGCUGGAGACCCAGAACACGCUGCAGCAGAAGACCAGGGAGCUGCUGCGUAGCUCUGAACAGCAGGUGGCUGCACUGAAAACCCAGCUGGCUUCUGCCUCCUCCUCUGAAGCCGUCGGCACCUUCCAGCAGCACGGCCGCCCCAGCUACCAGAGCUGCAGGCCUGCGGGCGCCGCUGAGAGGCCCAGCCAGUCAGAGCAGGAGGCUAUGCGUUCCCCUCUGGAGGUCCGGCUGAAGGAGUCGAGGAAGGUGCCAGAAGCAGCCUGGAGGCGAGGAAUUUCAGAGGUGGAGAAAAUGAAACAGGAGGAGCAAGAGGAGAAAAGGAAAGCUGUGGACGCAGUAGAGAAACAGGUGUCUGAGCUGCAGCGCAGUCUGAAGGCCAGUCAGGCCGAGCAGCAGGAGGCGCUAGAGAGAGCUGCUGCUGCUGUUACACUGGAGCAAAAGGCCAUACAGGACAGCCUGCUGCAGACCAAACUCGCUGGAGAGGCGCAGGCCAAGUAUGAGCGAGAGUUGAUGCUUCACGCUGCCGAUGUGGAGGGUCUGCAGGAGCUCAAAAGAUCCCAACGAGAAGAAACACAGAAGAGAGAGCUGGAGGAGGAGCUGAAGAAGACUUCCUCCCUCCUGCAAGAAAAAACUGCAGCUUUAAACACAGUGGAGAUGCAGCUGAAGGAGGAUCUGUCCAAUCAGAGCCGUCGCUGUGAGGAGCUGGUGAAGCAGAAUGCUCUCCUGCACCAGCAGAUGGAUGAAAUGGCCACAAAGAGCCGCCAGCUGCAACAACAGCCACAGCAGCUGGACCUGUCGUUCAGCGAGGAAGGGAAGACCACCGAACAGAUUCUGGAAAUACUGAGGUUUGUGCGGCGGGAGAAAGAGAUCGCCGUGGCUCGAUGUGACGCAUCAGACGGUGAAACUCUUCGCUACAAACAGCGAGUUGAACAUCAAGACAGAGAACAAGAGCUCCAGGAAGCUCUGAACGCUGAGAGGGAGAAGAUUCAGGCCUCAGCAAAGACUCUGGCCCAGCAGGAGGAACAGCUGAAGAAGAUGGAGAGCAUCAGUGCUCUCCAGGAGACCAACAGGAUUCUGAAAAUGGACCAAAAUAAACUGGAGCAGGAGCUGCAGCAAGCUCAGGCUAAAGUAACGAAGCUGCAGUCGGACAUCAACCCUCUGCAUCACUCUCUGUCUGUUCUGUCAGAGCAAAACGGCGCCUUGCAGGCCGACAGGAGGCUGCUGGAGGAAGAUGUGAAACGUCUGAAGGCCAAAGUACAGCAACUGAUCAGCCAACAGAAAGACGGAGACGCUGAGGAGAAACAGAAACUCACCAAUGAGAGAGAAGCUCAGCAGAGACGCAUCACUCAGCUGACUGAAGAGACGGCCAAGCUGAAGACUGAGCUGGCCAGGUCCAACGCCAGCAGUAACUCAGCUCAGUCUCAGCUGCAAGCCCUCCGAGACAACGUGACCCGUCUGACGUCAGAAAGAGACACACUAAAGAAAGACCUGGAAACCAAAAACGGCGACAUCGUGGAGAAGAACAAGACCAUCACCCAGGUGAAGAAGAUCGGACGACGUUACAAGACCCAGUAUGAGGAGCUCAAAAUCCAGCAUGACAAGCUGGUGGAAGAAAGCGCCGCUAAGGCAGGAAAUGAGGCGGCUCCGAGUCAGGAGGUGCAGCAGGAGCUGAACAAAGCUCAGGAGGAGCUCAACAAGACCCGGGAGGAGCUGAACAAACUGAAAGAAGAGGUGCAGAAAAAACAGCAGGAGGCUCAGAAGUCCCAGCAAGAGUUGGAGGCAGCCCAGAAAGAAAACCAGCAGACCAAGGACAAGUUACAGGAAGUCCAGAACCAGCUGACACAGAACCAGAACCAGCUGACACAGGUCCAGUCCCAGCUGUCCCAGACCCAGACUCAACUGCAGCAGAAUCAGAACCAGCUGACCCAGACUCAGAAAGACCUUCAACAAGCCAAGAGCCACACCGUGCAGGUCCAGAACCAGUUCAAGUCUGCUCAGUCUCAAACUCUGGCUCGUCAGAACCAAAUCCAGCAGCUUCAGAGGGAGCUUCAGCAGGCUAAAGAGAACCUGCAGCAGAACCUGGCUAAUCAGAAAGAGCAGCAGCAAAGCAGCCAACAGAGCCACGUCCAGGAAGUCAGCAAUCUCAAGACGUCUCUGAGCCAAGCAGAGAGCAAGGUGACUGAGCUUCAAGGCCAGCUGGACAACGUGCAGAAGACGGUUGCUGAGCGUGAAGCAGAUGUGAAGCGUCUGCAGGAGCAGCUAACUGAAGCUAACCAGGCUAACGAAGCUAGCCGAGCUGCUCAGGCCAACCAGAACCAGAGCGCUCAGUCCAUCCAGGCCGGUGAAGCUAAUGCUGCUAGCGAUGCUAACCAGGCUCUGCAGGAGGAGCUGGCUAAACUCAGGCAGGAGCUGUCUGAGUGUAAGAGCAGAGAGGAGCAGCUCAAACAGCAAAUGACUGACAAAGACGAGAAAACCAAGAAGAUCUUCAUGGGAGCCAAGACUAAAAUCAGCCAAUUAAAUAGCGCCAAGGAGCAGCUCAGUCAGGAAAUAGAGGAACUGAAGCAGAACAAGGAGGAGAUGGAGGUGAGAAUGAAUGCCCUCAAGUCUCAGUACGAAGGACGACUUCUUCGGCUGGACAGAGAACUGAGAGAGCUGAGAGAGACACAGACACACCCGGACUCCAGAGAAGAACCACAGGACCAGAGUGGAACAAAGGUGGGUGAUCAGGCGAGAUCUACAGACCAGAGACAAAUUUCUUUGAAGAGUCCUGCUCAAGACCGGGGAAGCUCCAGCCUCUCUGAGCCUCCCACCGCCAACAUCCGGCCCACCCCGAGUACUCCGUCUCCUAGCAACAAGCCAAGCCCCUCCCCUGGCAGCAAGGCCACGCCUCGUGCCAGCAUCCGGCCUAUGGUUACCCCGGCAACUCUAACCAUCCCAACACCUACAGCCACUGUGAUGCCGACGACACAGACUGACAGCCAAGAGGUGCUGAUGAGUGCAGGAGCUUCUGUCCACUCCACCACCUCUGCUCUGGUCAACACACCCACCUCCAUCACUCAGCCAACCAGCACCCAGACCACCGCUUUCGUCCAACCCACCCAGCAGCAGGCAGCCAAUCAGGACGCAGCGUCCAGCAUGGAGGCGGAGCGACCGUCCACGUCCUCCUCUCUGAUCGGAACAGCGGGUUCAAAGCGAAGCAGAGAGGAAGAGGAGGAGGAAGAGGAGAGCAGACCAGAGAGUUCCCACACAACCACAAAAAAGCUGCGACUGAAACCGUCGAUAGAGCUGCAGAUGGAAGGGGAUGAGGAGAUAGACGGAGACGAAGGACAACAGCAGGAUUCUCCGGAUGACAGCCAGGAGCUCCCAGAUGAUAGUUUCCCCGUCUUGGCUGAAGACACGGAGGACGUGGAGGACGAGGGCGUGUCCCAGUCGGUCCCCUCCGAUCAAAUGUCCUCCCAGGGCUCCAUCAUAGUCCGAGACGUGAUCGUGAUCGAUACCGACAGCGAGAGUCGUGAGAGCAAAGAGGAGAGGCGGGAGGGCGACGGGGAGGAGGAAGAAGAUGAGGAAGGGGAGGAGGAGGAGGAGGAGGAGGAGGAGUACAAGGAGGAAGAAGAUGACGAGGACGACGAUGCUGCCGACAGCGGGAUGAGAGGAGGAGACGAGAGCAACGAGGAGAGCAGAGGAGCUGAAGAGGAGGGAGAAGACGAGGAGCCGUCGGAAGGAAACAAUGCCGAGGAGAACAUCUCUGGAGCUUCUUCAGGCUCCCAGCAUCCAUCUGAGGCGACGCACAGCGGUGAAAGCAGCGGUGGCGCCACAUCAGAGUCCGACCCCCCCAGAGACCCUUUACACCUCCCCCCAGCCUCUUCCUCUGGACCCUCCCCUUCCUCGUCCGCCCUCACCCCCCGCCUCCCCCACACCCGCAGGCCUCCACACGCCCUCCCACCUCGACUCUACAUCCAACCUCCAGCACCUGAACUGGGACCUCCACACACACAGAGACAGUCCUCUCAGCUGCGCAGACCUUCAGCAGGACGUGGGCCUCAGUUAACUCCUGGAAUCGGCAGUAUGCAGCCCUUCUUUGAUGACGAUGACAGAAUGGUUCCCAGUACUCCCACUCUGGUCGUCCCGCACCGCACUGACGGCUUCGCUGAGGCCAUACACUCUCCUCAGGUAGCAGGUUUGUCCACCAGGUUCAGGUUUGGACCUCCAGAAGAUCUGCUGCCUCAGACGUCGGCUUCUCACUCUGACCUGGGACAGCUGGCCUCUCAAGGAGGUCUGGGUAUGUACGAGUCUCCUCUGUUCCUGGCUGCUCACGAUGAAGACGGAGGAGGAAGGAGCGUCCCCACCACACCGUUACAAGUAGCUGCACCAGUGACCGUCUUCACAGAGUCGCUGCCCUCAGACAGCGCUGACAACAUGGCCUCCCAGUCGGUUCCCAUGGUAACCGCCUCCACCGGGAUGGCCGCUGCAGCAGAUGAUGGAGACGAGGUCUUCAUGGAGCAGGAAGGAGACGGCCCUGGGAUUGAAUCUUCUCUGGAGAGCCAGACGGACAUGGAACAACAACAACAACAACAAAGUGACGACGCAUCGCUGCCGUCCACCAGCCAAGACCCCGACACCAGCAGCAUUCCUCUGCGUCGCUCUUUGGCCGGUCAGCCUCUGAUGAGCGGCCUGUCCAGUCGAGGAACCAGAGGAAGAGGAGAAACCAGGACGUUGCUCAGCCGCAGAGGAACUUUCUCUCGAGGAGGAAGAGGAGGAGCCAUGGGCCGAGGGGGCGUCGCGUAAUGGUGACGUCACCGUUAGGACAUUAAAAAAAAUCGACAUUUCAAAUUCAGUGCAUCAGUAAAUCAAAGUCAAUAAUCCCACUAUUACAGGUUAGAUCUGACAGCUUUGUUUGGAUGUGAGCGCUUCUGAGACACGAAAGGUCACACUGUUGGUGAAACUCACCGGUUGUUUUGUAAUUUUUUUCCAUGGGAGGAGUCUAAGUUUUGGAAUUUUUAGUUUUGCUUUUGUCUGUCAGCUGUUGAUACACGUUUUAAUAAUAAAGUGGAAUAAUGAGUA